Messenger RNA from Thyridium curvatum, 879 nucleotides. RefSeq lists its product as uncharacterized. The transcript has 2 exons. NCBI's taxonomy places the organism in Eukaryota, Fungi, Ascomycota, Sordariomycetes, Thyridiales, Thyridiaceae. The coding region runs from base 1 to 879 and encodes 292 amino acids. The record is from RefSeq and is a predicted model, not a curated record.
AUGAAGCAGUCGUUCAUCCUCAGUCUGGCUCUUGCCUCCAUCUCGAUCGCCGCGCCGGCCUAUUCUACCCCUGACACCUCGGCUAUCAGCACCGCGACCCCUCUCAACGGCACCGUCGCGAGCGUCCCUACAGCCACUGCUAGCGAGCUGCCCGUCAACACCACCAGCCCUGUCAAGGACCCCGACGUCUUGAGCCGGAUGCUCGGCGUCAGCAGCAGCAAGAUUGCCUUCGCCAACAAUGACGCCCUGAGCACCCUGGCCAAGGUCAACCUCUCUGACCUCACCCCCAUCGACGAAUCCCUGCUGAACCAGAUCAUCGAUCUCAUCCAUAAGCUGCUCGAGAGCUUGCUUGGAUCGAUGAUUCCCGGUGGUCUUCCAUCUGUGGGUCUCCCCUCCGUGGGUCUUCCGUCCGCGGCUCUCCCGUCCGCGGUUCUCCCCUCCGAGGGACUUCCCUCAGCGGCACUUCCUUCCGCAGCUGUCCCAUCCACUGUACUCGAGAGCAGACAGCUCGGCCCGAUCACCGGCAUCUUGGGUCAACUGCCCAUCAUCGGCCCCCUCCUCCAGGGUCUUCUUGGCUCUCUGACUGGCGGCGGUCUUAGCGGGCUCACUGGCGCUGCCGGCGGUCUUACCGGUGGACUUUCUGGACUCAUUCCCGGCCUCGGCGGUAACGGCUCCCCAGUGAGCGGCGCUGCUGGCGUCGUCCCUACCGGUCUGGCUGGUGGCGUCGGUGGCAUUCUUGGCGGUCUUCCCAUCAUCGGCGGCAAGUUCAAGGCCCAGGACAUCAAGGUCACCGACGCUCAGCUUGACAUGGCCCGCCAGGCUGAGAACCUUAUCAACAACCUCGUUGCCAACGUCAAGGCUCAGGGCCUUGUUAACUAA